AUGGCUGGAUCCCGUUCGAGUCCGGUGUUGAGAGACGACUGGAGGGUUCCAACCGACACUAGAGACCGUCAAGGAAGAGGCAAACCUCGAGGAUCAGACCGCGAUAGAGGCAGGAGAAGGGGUGGUUGGAAGGAACGUCACAUUCGGUCUAGGGACACCCCGUUCGAUCGUCCACCACAGUCGCCCCCGCCGUCGCGUUCUUUUCCGGGCCCUGGUCGUGAAGCGCCUCGCAAAUAUCGCGAAUCUUCCCCUAGUGGUUCUGUUGCUCGUGGGUCCCCUGGUCCUCCCCCACGAGGAUUGAGGGAGGAUCAGAGGGUAGACGUACAUUCAUCGUCAAAUUACGAAGAUUUCGAACGCCACCGUUUUCAAGGAGAAACAGGCUUUGAAGGGGGCACAGGAACAAAUAUCCAGAGGUGUGAUUUGCCUUCUGUACUACAUCCACCAAAACGCAGAAGGACUCGAAGCCCUUCGCCGCAAGCACACCAUAAUCCCACCCAUUAUCGUCGGGGUCGUCCUUCCAGGCGCCGGGGAGAUCGCGAUAGGAGCCCUCCGCAAAAGAGACGCGGCCGUUUCCCAGGUCGCGGUGCAUUUCCUCGAGGCGAACCUCGCGGGAGGGGACGUGGUGAAAAUUUUGAUCGUUUUGGACCCUCGAGACGGAGAUUUUCUAGGUCCCCUGUUCGUGGCGCAAGAACUCGCCCGUCCCCUCGUGGACGACUUCGAAGCUCACCCACUGCGGACUAUAGUGAUAAAGACUCACUGUAUAGGUCUCCAUCUCGUGACUCUGUCCAGUCUAGGGGUUCGAAACUGUCUGUUUCAUCUCGUGCCUCGAGAAACGACCACAAUAUGAGCGAAACUAGACCUAUCCGUUCCAUAGUGGAUGAGUCUGCCCGGUCCCCUUCUCCUUUCCGUCCAAUCCCGAGCUUUGACUCGGACGAUACCAACAAGCCUACCGGUAAAGAAUCUGGCCGGCGAGAGGCAUUUCCGAUGCAUGGAAUGCGAGCCCCCGAUGUUCGCGGUGACCAACGCUCCCGACCUGUAAGACCACAUGCAGAUUCAGGGCAAUACGCGACGUCGCCACAAUAUGCCCCAUCAGUUGAUUCUCGCCAUGGAUCCCCUCAGUCUGUUUCUUCAUAUUCAAAUGGAAGAGGUUGGGCUGGGCAGCCUCCAUAUCAUAUGCAGCAUAGUAAUUCUCCAUACCGACAAAGCAAUUACCAAGGGCAAAGUGCUCUGCAGGGUCAAUAUUUCCAGAAUCAACAAGGCCAGUUUAACGACCGUCGGUUCUCUAGUACUGGGCCUCAAGGCUACAACAAUGGGCCCCCGCCGCGAGCUCGCGGGCAUUUCAGUAAUCUUCAAUGGACUGCAUCAGGUUCUAGAAGUCAGAGUCGCCAAAACAGCCCCCUCUCAACAUCAGCACAACAGCCCCAGAGUCCUCCACCCCCCUCCACAACCGAUGAGCGGAUGUCUCCUGAUAUCAGAGAAGGCGAUCAUCCUUUCAGAUCUUUAAAUAAGGAUUCCCAGGUCGAGGGCGAACAUUUGAAUCAGCGCUCGGAAAAUGGUGAUUCUCAAAACAUUCCACCUCAUUCUCGCCAACCCAGUACAUCCUCCAGUCAAAACAAGGGAGGGAAGUUUAGCUUUGCUCUCAAAUCUAAGGCUGCGCCUGCGCCCAUGCCUAAACCGGUUCCGGACCUGGCUCAAAGGAUGCAAGCUCGUGUCCCGCCACCGCGAGCUGCUGAACCUCCUCGGUCGAAAAUACCUCCCGGGCCAAGCCCCAAGUUUAAGCGUGAUACGCGCUUUGACCGCCACGAUCGCAACCGUGAAGGCCACCGUGACCGUGGCCGAGACUGGCAUAGGGACAAAGACGGUCGCCGAGAUUUCCGAGAUCCGCGUAACUUCCGUGAAUUUAGAGAAGGAUUCGAUGGACGUGAUUUCAGGAAAGAUGAUCGACGCUUCGGGCAUCACGAAGAUAGGCGAAAGGAUAGACGGCCGGACUACCGCGGCGAGCGCCGUCUGGAGCCUACCCCCGAAUUGACAAAGCGGACGAAAAUCAUAACUAGGGUGAAGCCACGCCCCACUCUUCCUGAUGAAUAUGCUAAGUCUGAAUCGGUCUAUUAUCGAAAGCCCGGCAAUGAAUCGGUCAUCGGCGCUGGUACAUAUGGAAAGGUCUUCAAAGCAGUCCACAUAUACACCAAGAAGGAAGUUGCCUUGAAGAGGAUACGUAUGGAAGGAGAAAGGGAUGGGUUCCCUGUCACAGCAGUGCGCGAGAUCAAGCUGCUUCAACAUCUCCGCAGCCACAAUGUUGUGAGCUUGCUGGAAGUGAUGGUUGAAAAGAAUGAAUGCUUCAUGGUAUUUGAAUACCUCUCACAUGAUUUGACGGGACUCAUCAACCAUCCAACAUUUACUCUUACCGCAGCCCAUAAGAAGAACCUGGCCAAACAGAUGUUCGAAGGCCUCAAUUAUCUUCACCAUCGAGGCAUUCUCCAUCGUGACAUAAAAGCUGCGAACAUUCUCAUCAGCAACAGGGGUUUACUGAAACUUGCUGAUUUCGGGCUUGCCCGCUUCUUCUCCAAAAGCCGCCAGCUCGAUUACACCAACCGCGUGAUUACCAUAUGGUAUCGGCCACCGGAACUACUUCUGGGUGAAACUAGAUACGGUCCAUCGGUUGAUGUUUGGAGUGCUGCCUGCGUGUAUAUUGAGAUGUUCACGAAGAAAGCUGUUUUCCCAGGAGAAGGUGGCGAGAUCAGCCAACUAGACAAGCUUUACAACUGCCUCGGUACGCCAACUCGGGCAGAGUGGCCAGACAUCGUCGAGAUGCCCUGGUUCGAAUUACUGAGGCCGACUGAGCGGAAAAGCAGAGUCUUCGAGGACCUAUAUCGUGAAAUUCUAAGCCCGGCUGCUCUGGAUCUUAUGGCCCAAAUAUUUCGUUACGAUCCUGCGAAACGACCAACUGCUGAGGAGAUACUUGCACACCCUUACUUCUUAUCUGAGGAGCCUCGUCCUCAGCAGGCCGUUGAAUUGGAAAGUAUCGACGGUGAUUGGCACGAGUUCGAAUCCAAGGCACUCCGCAAAGGAAGAGAUAAGGAGGCUCGCCGUGCUGAAUACAACAAAGAAAAAGAGAAACGGAAGGCUUGCUCCAUGGCUGUUGCGAGCGAACGAGAAGCCAAACGAACUAAACCAGAUAUGGGUUAA
This is a messenger RNA of Monascus purpureus, 3186 nucleotides long. The record is from the annotation of a GenBank genome assembly. Lineage: Eukaryota; Fungi; Ascomycota; Eurotiomycetes; Eurotiales; Aspergillaceae.